Messenger RNA from Coregonus sp. 'balchen', 1527 nucleotides. The record is from the annotation of a GenBank genome assembly. NCBI's taxonomy places the organism in Eukaryota, Metazoa, Chordata, Actinopteri, Salmoniformes, Salmonidae.
AUGCCCCUCCCAUCCUCCAUUCCCACCCUAAAAUCAUCCAGUAGUAUCUAUGAACAGUGGUUGAGGAGACACAUGCUGCCACGCUCCCGCUACCCAACAGCCAACACUCCGAUUGGUCACAGUAAUGGUUACUAUAUAGGUUACUAUAUAGUUAUAUACAAGGUCCUGGGCUACGAAUAAUCCUAGCUGCUUGACCCAGGUCAGUAACCCUGACACACACCUAGCCAAAUAUGUGCGAGACCAGAAAGAAGGCUCGCGAGCAAACGUUCAAAGUCAGGAAAACACGAGAAGCGCGACGUCGUCCGCUAGAAGGCGACUAGUCUCUCGCGAGAGAUAUAGAUCUCUCUGAUCAGCACUCUCGUCUCAAUCUCUCCUCUCUCUCUCUCUCUCUCUCGCUUCUCUUUUGCUCUCUCUCUCUCUCUCAUACUCUCUGCUUCUCUUCUCUCUCUCUCUCUCUCUCCUAUAUAUAUAUAUAUAUAUAUAUAAUAUAUAUAUAUGAGGACUGACCACAGCCAAAAGACAUAUGAAUGGUUCAGAUUGUCCUUCAAUCUGUACAUUCAAGCAUGACAGAGUUAGUUUAAUAAUUGUAUUAUUUAGAGAGGAAAAUCACUCACAGAGCCCCCAGUGCAACUAUCGCAUCAAUAUUUCCUCUGUGUGAAUUUAAAUCUUAUUUUAGAUCCAGUUGUUAACCUCCAGGUUUGGGGUCUCGGAGUAUCUUGAAAAAAAAAAAAAAAAAAAAGGGGGGCUAAAAGGGGGGGGGGGGGCCCCCCCCCCCCAAAAAAAAACCCCCCUUUUUAAAAAAAGGGAAAUUUUUUUGGGGGAAAAAAAGGGGGGGGAAAAAAAAAGGGGGGUUUCCCCAAAAGGGGGAAAAAAAAAAAAAAAAAAGGGGGGGGGGGAAAAAAAAAAAGGGGGGGGGGGGGGGGGGGGGGGGGGGGGCCCCCCCCCCCCCCCCCCUCCCUCUUUUCCUUUUUUCCUUUUUCCCCCCCCCCCUUUUUUCUCUUUUUUUCUCUCUCUCUCUCUUUUUUUUUCUCUCUCUCUCUUUUUUUUUAAAAUUUAUAUAAAAAAAAUUUUUGGGGGGGCCCCCCCCCAAAAAAAAUUUUUUUAAAAAUUUUUUUUUUUAAAGUGACAGAGUUUGUUUUAAAAAUUUGUAUUAUUUAGAGAAAGGAAAAAUCACUUUUACAGAGCCCCCAGUGCAACCCAUCGCAUCAAAUUUUUUCCCCUUUUGAAUAAAUUUAUUUUAGCCCGUUGUUUUAAACCCCCAGUGGGGUUCGGAAAUUCCUUAUCGCUGUAUGAUCUGAUUGAGUGCAGCGGUGUUUUAAACUUUCAUUGAUUUAGCAGAGACCUUGUUGUUCACAUUCACACAGACUAACUAUCGCCUCAGGGUCUGCAGCAGUAUUCUCUCUCUCUCUCUCUCUCUCUCUCUCUCUCUCGUUCCUGGGAGCAGGACUCAUCGGGGUCAUAGUGGCAGGAAUUAUCAUGACGGCCGUGGCCCUGUCUGUCAGGAGACGGAGCCAGAACCGGAAGAGG